AUGGAUUCCCAGCCGACUGCCAAAGCAUUGCACAAUCGCAUCAAUGCUAAUGUCUCCCAACUUUUACAACGCUUCGAGAACAUCAUGGCCACCGCAACUGUUGAUAAUUCAAGCCAUGCAUCGACGGCAGUCGAAACCUACCAGCUAGACGUUGAAUCCACUGCUUUGAUCCGCGCUGCUGAGGAUAUCCUCGCUCUCACCCGCAUGAUGAAGGAAACGUGGCUGUUUGGUAAACUCGACACUCUCGGCGAAGACGAGCGGGACAUCAAGCGCAGGGAGAAGCUGGAAGAUAAUGUUCUGGCAGUGCAAAAGGCUAUCGAGGAAAGGGGCUUAUUAAAGCCUGCUGAAUAG
This is a messenger RNA of Penicilliopsis zonata CBS 506.65, 351 nucleotides long. RefSeq lists its product as hypothetical. The record is from RefSeq and is a predicted model, not a curated record. Gene Ontology annotation, cellular component: mediator complex. NCBI's taxonomy places the organism in Eukaryota, Fungi, Ascomycota, Eurotiomycetes, Eurotiales, Aspergillaceae. Gene Ontology annotation, molecular function: transcription coregulator activity. Gene Ontology annotation, biological process: regulation of transcription by RNA polymerase II. Bases 1 to 351 code for a protein of 116 amino acids. The transcript is spliced from 4 exons.